CUAUCAGCCAUAGAAAUCUUACAUCAUUCGUAUAGUUAAGAAAUGCUAAGUGGUUAAUACAUGCUAAGUAAUUAGUGUUAAAAUAAGUUUAGGUAUUGGAACACUCUUUCUCUCCCCUUCUGUUUUCUUAAUGGAAAGAGCAGCCUUGAAAAGCAAGUCUAAAGUUCUCUCUUUUUAGAAUUUUCUAUAUUCCACACUAACCUACAUGUCAUCUAUAUCCCAUAUUCAUUAUAAUUUCGGUAUUCCAUUCAUAUAUUUAAAAAUUGUCAUCAUCCAAAAUCCAAAUCCGUGUCUGCAACUUGCGAGCUGGCUAGUGGAAUGAAAGGUUAAAUUGGGUUUUGGCUAUGGCUAGUGGACAGGAUUGGGGACACUCCUCUUCCAAAUAAAAAUAAUGGUUAAAGAGUUUCAGUACUUAUUUUCUAUAUAAGCACACCCAAAUUUGCAGUAUUCUACCAAAAUAUCACUUCUCUCCAUUAUUGCAAAAACCAUGGCUAAGAAUUACAUUAUUAUUCCUUUUUUUCCUUUGAUUUUGUUUACUACUACCUUCUCCCUCUUCCUCCUGACAUUAUCACAAAGUGAAACUUAUAUUGUCUAUAUGGACUCAACAGCCAUGCCUAAAGCCUUCUCUACCCAGCAUAGCUGGCAUUUGGCUACUCUUUCUUCUGUUUUUGCAGACUCUAAAGCUGCAAGUUCUAAUUCUAAACUUCUGUACAGUUAUACACAUGUUAUGAAUGGUUUUAGUGCUCAUCUUUCUUCUUCUGAGCUUGAGGCCUUGAAAAAUUCUCCAGGUUACAUUUCUUCCACUAAAGACCGCCCUGUUAAACCUGACACUACCCGUUCGCCUACAUUUCUUGGCCUUACUUCCAACUCCGGAGCUUGGAAGGUUUCAAAUUACGGAGAAGAUAUAAUUAUUGGAGUGGUGGAUACUGGUGUUUGGCCUGAAAGUGAAAGUUUCGGUGACAAAGGAAUGCCUAAAAUUCCAAAAAGAUGGAAAGGAAUAUGUGAAAGCGGUCAACAAUUCAACUCCUCAUCUUGCAACAACAAACUAAUCGGAGCUCGCUUUUUCAACAAAGGACUACUUGCUAAAUGGAAUGUUUCUAUAUCAGUGAACUCUGCGCGUGACAACGUUGGCCACGGGACCCACACAGCCAGCACAGCGGCUGGGAAUUUUGUCCAAAACGCGUCAUAUUUUGGGUAUGCUACGGGAACGGCCGUUGGAGUGGCUCCCCGCGCUCAUUUAGCUAUAUACAAGGCCCUUUGGAGAGAAGGCUCUUUUGAAUCUGAUAUAAUUGCUGCAAUUGAUCAAGCAAUUAUUGACGGAGUUGAUGUCUUGUCUAUUUCAUUAGGCUAUGACGGGUUUCCAUUGUAUGAAGAUCCUAUCGCCUUGGCUACAUUUGCAGCUAUAGAGAAGAAUAUUUUCGUGUCAGCUUCUGCUGGAAAUAAUGGACCAUUCCACGGAUCACUUCAUAAUGGCGCGCCUUGGGUGCUAACAGUUGCUGCUGGUACAAUAGACCGCGAAUUUGAAGCUGUUUUGACACUCGGCAAUGGAGUGUCACUUACCGGCACAGCUCUUUAUCCAGGCGGUUAUGCUUCUAGACCAACUGCAAUUGUUUUUAGAGGCGAAUGUUUCACACAGGAGGAAUUAUCUGAUAUUGAGCAAAAGAUUGUGGUUUGCCAAGAGGGAAAUACUUCUCUAGAAGACCAAAAAGAGAAUCUCAGCAUUAAAAAUAUCACUGGAGCUAUUUUUAUACCCAAAUAUUUCGUUGACAUAGAAGAUUUCAUUCCAAGCGAAUUUCCAGCAAUAUUUAUGUCACCAAAAGAUGGAGAAACAAUAAAAACUUACAUAAAGAGCAGCAAAAAACCAGUAGCAACUGUGGAGUUCAGAAAAACAAGAUUAGAUAUUAAAGGAGCUCCAAGUCUUACUAGUUACAGCUCUAGAGGACCAUUUUUAAGCAGCCCAACUGUGAUGAAGCCUGAUAUUAUGGCUCCUGGUUCUUUAAUAUUAGCUGCAUGGCCUGAAACUUCAGCAGUGGAAUCAAUCAAUGCUGAAGGAAUAUUCAGCAACUUCAAUUUAGAAUCUGGAACUUCAAUGGCUUGCCCACACGCAGCAGGAAUCGCAGCACUUGUAAAAAAGGCACAUCCAGAUUGGAGCCCUGCAGCUAUCAGAUCAGCUAUGAUGACAACUGCUGAUACUACAGAUAACACGCUUGGGCCUGUAAGAGAUAUUGGAUUUAAAAACGCACCAGCAACUCCUUUAGGAAUGGGAGCCGGUCAGGUUAAUCCAAACAAGGCGUUGGACCCUGGACUUGUUUAUGACGUUAAUACAUCUGAUUACGUCAAGCUUCUCUGUGCAUUAAAUUUCACCCAAAAGCAAAUUCAAAUUAUCACGAAAACAGCUAACAACGAUUGCUCAUCUCCUUCCUUGGAUCUGAACUAUCCAUCUUUUCUUGGAUUCUUUAACAACGAAUCAGAACCUAAUCCAAGAAAAGUUGUAGAAUUUCAUCGAACAGUUAUGAAUGUAGGAGACGCAGCUGCAACUUAUACUGCGAAAUUGACACAGUUGAAUCAUGGAUUGAAUGUGACUGUUGUGCCAAACAAGUUGGUGUUUAAAAGCAGGAACCAGAAGCUAAGUUUCAAAUUGGUGAUAGAAGGUCCAAGAAAAGUGGAUGAAGAUAUAGUAUUUGGGUAUCUCAGUUGGGUUGAAUCUAAUGGCAAACACAUUGUCAAGAGUCCCAUAGCGGUAACGAGCUUGAAUUUGGAGUAUAUGAUAAUGGGGCCUAAUUAGAGGUUCUAACACCUGAUUUAUAUAACUAUACUUUUAGCAGUAAAUUCAAUAAAAUUUUCCUUUCUGAGCUAAACAGUUUGUGGAGAUUUCCACUUGUCUGAAUCUGAAUCUGAAUCUGAAUCAAAGGACAUUAUACGUA
This is a messenger RNA of Jatropha curcas, 2924 nucleotides long. Its product is annotated as subtilisin-like protease SBT3. NCBI's taxonomy places the organism in Eukaryota, Viridiplantae, Streptophyta, Magnoliopsida, Malpighiales, Euphorbiaceae. Gene Ontology annotation, biological process: proteolysis. The record is from RefSeq and is a predicted model, not a curated record. Gene Ontology annotation, molecular function: serine-type endopeptidase activity.